Messenger RNA from Mastomys coucha (southern multimammate mouse), 1185 nucleotides. RefSeq names its product coiled-coil domain-containing protein 70-like. The transcript is spliced from 2 exons. Lineage: Eukaryota; Metazoa; Chordata; Mammalia; Rodentia; Muridae. The record is from RefSeq and is a predicted model, not a curated record. The coding region runs from base 197 to 1036 and encodes 279 amino acids.
CUGUAGAUGACCUAGAGUAUUGCUUAUUCGUUCUCCUUUAGUAACAGAGACCAGGCUUACAAGUGACCUAGAGAACACAGCAAUCGGGCCUGGCUGAGCAUUGAGUGGAUACCUACUAGAUGACCCAUUAAGAAGCCAACAGACAGCCAAGAGUACAUGAACAGAUUUAAGACAUUUUCUGUCUCGAUUAUCAGUAAUGCACCGAAAAAAAAUGGAUGUCUCUGGAUCAAAACAAAUACACAAAAGGAAAAUACUGCAGUUGUUUUCUUGUUUCUUUUGUACCCGAAAUCAAAAGAAACUGAGCCAUAAAUCCCACGAAGUGGAAAAAAAACUCUGUAGAGAAAAUAAGGCGUUGAGAGAUGAAAACAGGGCUCUGAGAAUAGAUAACAGAUUUCUCUGGGGGGAAAACAAAGCCUUAGGAAGAGAAAAUAAAACCUUUCGGAUGGACAACCAGUUCAUCAGGGAAAGGAACCACAUCCUAAGACAACAGAACCAGCUACUCCGGAAGGUGAAAAGGUUGAUUUCAGAGAACACAAAACUGUCUGGGGAAGAAUCCAAGGCCUCGAACACAGAAGGAAAGUCUUUUUGGCAACAGAAUCGAGCCAUGGAAGCUCAGAUCACAGCUCUCCGGCAGCAAGAGAAAGCCAUCCAGAAUGAGGCCAAGGCUCUGCAUGAGGAGAUUAAAUCCCUGUGUGAGGAGACCAAGGCUCUGCAACACCAGGAGAGGGCUCUCAGAAUGGAAGAGAAAGCCCUGAUGGGGAUUAGAAUGGCUGCGGAGCUGGCAGAAGCCCUGACCAAGGAGGGAGUUGCUCUAGAGAUGGAAGAACAGGCUCUGUGGAAGGAAGAGCAGGCUCUCCGGGAGGAGAACAAGGCACUGAGAGAAGAGCACGGGGCUCUACAAGAUGAAGAAGUUGCCCUGCAGGAAGAGGCGAAAAUCCUCCAGGAGUGGAAUAAUCUUCUUCAGGGGAAAAUCACAAACAACCUUCCAGAGAAAAUGCAAAACCAAGACCCAGAGAAGGGCAACCCAAGAAUGUAACCACGAAGUCACGACAAUAAUUGGCAUUCCAGAACGUAAAAGUAGAAUUCGAUCGACCGUGUAACCUUAUUGUUAGAAGACUCAGAAAUUGACGUGCUCAAUAUUUGGUCCUGGAAACAAAAUAAAGGCCUGAGAAACGAUGUAACAUA